Papaver somniferum (opium poppy) is the source of this 1645-nucleotide messenger RNA. Its product is annotated as ubiquitin-conjugating enzyme E2 22-like. The record is from RefSeq and is a predicted model, not a curated record. The transcript has 7 exons. NCBI's taxonomy places the organism in Eukaryota, Viridiplantae, Streptophyta, Magnoliopsida, Ranunculales, Papaveraceae. The coding region runs from base 396 to 1214 and encodes 272 amino acids.
UUGUUGUUUUCUUCUUCCUUUGCUAUAAAACAAUAAAGAAACCAAAUACGUAUUUUCUCUCUGGUUUUCAAUAAUUCUCUUUCUCAUCAAAAUAAAUUCUCCAGAAGAGAAGAGAAGAGAGGAGAUCGCUGUCCUGGAUCGGAGCCAACGUAAAUCAAUCUCUAACCCACUUGCCCUUUUUCUAUCUAUCUCGGUUACGUUUCGCUUUUGCAGGUCUUGGUGACUUCAACUACAGCCGGCUGUGUAACCUGUUAGCUUCUUAUAUCUCCUACCAACAAUUGUGGGCUUAAAUUUAAGACGAAGCAUUAGCAUUUCAUCUGCAGAAGUUUUGAUUUCCUCGCAACCAAAGUCAACAGGAGUUUGAUAACUUCCUUGUGUCAGGAUCCCCUACAGCCAUGGCCAAUGAAAAUCUUCCGCCAAAUGUGAUAAAGCAACUCGCAAAGGAAUUGAAGAAUCUUGAUGAAAUCCCCCCAGAGGGCAUUAAGGUGGUCAUCAACGAUGAUGACUUUUCCACCAUAUUUGCAGAUAUUGAAGGACCAGCUGGAACUCCAUACGAGAAUGGUGUUUUCCGCAUGAAGCUGAUAUUGUCUCACGAUUUUCCACACACUCCUCCCAAAGGUUAUUUCAUGACAAAAAUCUUCCACCCGAACAUUGCAACCAAUGGUGAGAUUUGUGUCAACACACUGAAAAAGGAUUGGAGUCCAAGUCUUGGAUUGCGCCAUGUUCUACUUGUGGUCAGAUGUUUGCUGAUAGAACCAUUUCCAGAAUCAGCUUUGAAUGAACAGGCUGGUAAAAUGUUGCUUGAAGAUUAUGAGGAGUAUGCCAGGCUAGCCAGGCUUUAUACAGGAAUUCAUGCACUAAAGAAGCCUAAAAGCAAGACAGGAGCUAUAUCUGAGUCAACUACUGCCCUAAAUGUAGAUCAGACGAAACCGACGAGUCUAGUUGUUGACCACAAAAACAAAGUAUCUUGUGUUACAGUACAACCAAUGUUAUCCCCUCUUACUACUCCGGCAACGCCAACUAAAGGAGGAACUACUGCUAACAGCCAGGAUCAUCAGCUUACAGUGAGUGCUAUGCCAGCUACUGAGACAUUAGUUGGUGUUGAGAACACAACACUUGCACAAAAGAUCGUAGCAGGCAAUGGCGUGGCUGCUAAAGUUCAGGCUGAAAAGAAGAAAAUGGAUGCCCGGAAGAAGAGCUUGAAAAGAUUAUAGAAUGGAGAAAGGGCUGCGAAGGCAAGUGUGAGCUACGUAUAGACAAAACAUAACCUUGAAAAAAGUGAUGUCAAAAAGAGAAUAACAGGAAUGGGAAAGGGGAAAUUCUUUGUAUGCACGCAGUUGGGGCAACCAGCAAGGGGCAGUUGUCCCAACUGGUUCCAACUUCCCUCCUCAAUGUUCUUUGGAACUUUAUAUGCCAAUCUUGUUGUGAAGCACCCAUUUUAAUCUUUAAUUUCCUGUUGAAAUGUCAUGACAAAAUGCUUUUAGGAGGUCAAUAUUAGCCUUGUGAAAACAUCAUUGCUAAGUAGUAUACUAGUAUGUGAGAGUUGUCCCAGGCAUAUCAAAACCAGUAAUUCCCAAUGUGGUAAAAAGGAACUGGUCCAGUUGAUCUUUGAAUCUGUGAAUUGUGGAAUUAGGGAUUUAGGGUC